UCACAGCAAGAUGAUGAAUUUCCCCAGCCUCAGUCUCGCCCUCAUCGUUGUCGUCUGUGCCGUGAGCAGCAGCUGGAGCCUGCCCGUGGAGUUGGAUAGCGGCGCCAUCAGUCUGCUGGACCUGGAGGCAGAGCAGCAGCCGGUGGUGGACUUGGAGCCAGAGGGCGAACGUGUGGCACGUGGACUGGGCGGCUUUGGAGGACUCGGCGGCAAGUUUGGCGGCCUGGGAGGAGGACUGGGCGGACUCAAAGGAGGAUUUGGCGGCGGACACGGUUUCGGUGGCGGAUUUGGUGGUCAUGGUUUUGGCGGCAGUUUCGGCAGCUUCAAGGGACUCUUUGACAAGAAAUUCCGAUAAUUUCGAUAAUUCCGCCAUGUCCUAGCUGUAGAUCCUGUUUAUUUUGUAAUAAAAUUUGUUUA
Messenger RNA from Drosophila obscura, 417 nucleotides. RefSeq names its product glycine-rich RNA-binding protein 1. The record is from RefSeq and is a predicted model, not a curated record. The coding region runs from base 11 to 355 and encodes 114 amino acids. The transcript has a single exon. NCBI's taxonomy places the organism in Eukaryota, Metazoa, Arthropoda, Insecta, Diptera, Drosophilidae.